Molecule: messenger RNA, 1640 nt
Organism: Mauremys reevesii (Reeves's turtle)
Lineage: Eukaryota; Metazoa; Chordata; Testudines; Geoemydidae
Gene: BOD1
Product: biorientation of chromosomes in cell division 1
Exons: 4
Coding region: 12-701 (229 amino acids)
Source: RefSeq, a predicted model, not a curated record
CUUCCGUUCCCAUGAUGCAGUGGAACGGAUCUACGCAGAAUGUGGCGCGCCGUCGGCGACGGCAGCGGUGCCGGUGGCACCGGGUGAGCGGGGAGCGGCGGCUGCGGGGUCCCGGCUGCGCCGGGUACCAGGUGUGGGGCAUGUCGGAGAGCGGCGGCGCCGGCGGAGCUGCCUCAGGCGGGGGAGGCGGCGUCACUGGAGCCGGGGGCGCGGCGGGGGCCGGGGGCGCGGCUGCUGGGGCGGGGCCUGGCGCCACCGACCCGGCCUCGCUGCCCCCCGGGGACGCGCAGCUCAUCGCGCUCAUCGUGGAGCAACUCAAGAGCCGCGGCCUCUUCGACGGCUUCCGCCGGGACUGCCUGGCCGACGUGGACACCAAGCCAGCCUACCAAAAUCUGAGGCAGAAAGUGGACAACUUUGUAUCUACCCAUCUGGACAAACAGGAGUGGAACCCAACAAUGAACAAAAACCAGUUACGAAAUGGUCUGAGACAGAGUGUGAUUCAGUCAGGGAUGCUGGAAGCUGGAGUGGACAGAAUUAUUUCUCAGGUGGUGGAUCCAAAACUAAACCACAUCUUCAGGCCACAGAUAGAGAAAGCGAUUCAUGAGUUCCUGGCUGCGCAAAAGAAAGAGGAAACUGUGCCAGCUCUUCCACCAGAGCCUGAGAAUCAGGAUCCUCCUGCUCCAUCCCAAGAUGCCUCGUAAGUGUGUUCCUGGUACUAAAAACAGCUGCAGUUGCUAAAUACAAGUUUGGUUAGAUUGGCAAUGGACUAUUUAUUCCAUUUGACACGAGACUACAGUCUGCUAAUGAAGAUUGAUCAUGAUACCAGAACUGAGGAAAGCAUUAGUAGAAUUCACAUGCACCCAGAGUGCCUAAUGUGGAUAGGCUCAACAUGAAGCUUGUUUUGCUAUUGAUAGAAAUCCAGAAAGAAGCACAUGUCCUUGCUGAUCAUGCAUUGGGGUGGAGGGUAUCAAAUAUCUCUUGCAUGGAGGAGCUAAGAAAAGGGUUUGGAUGUGAUACUAAUAUGACUUGUUAAGGUAGGAGAAGAAAAGUAUGUAAGAUGUAUAUGGGCCUCUGAACUUAAUUUUUGUAUAGUUCCUGGAAGGCAGCUAUCAUGAGAUUUAGUUUAAAAAGUUUGAUUUGGAUCAGAGGAGAGACAGUCAGUAAGUUUUAUAACUUCAUGCUUGUUUACUGUAUGAAGAAUUAUUGAGCAUUGGAUGCCAAAUCGAAUUUGUCACUAUAUCAGUGCCUGUCUUGAAAAGAGGAUGUUCCUGAUUUAAAACAACUGGAAAGAACUCUUCAGUGUCAGUUAUCCAGGAGUACUUAGAGACCAACUUCUAGCAGAUUUCUGGAAACUAGUGUUUAAAUUUAGCUAGCUGAAUAAUAUCCGAUUUAAUCAUAGCUCUUAUUUCCCAGGGAGACUUUAGAAGCAGGGGCUGUGAGUGGGUGAAAAAUCUGACACUUUUGUGUUUUAACUUGAAAAAGUUCUCACCCACAAUAUUGUUCAGGUGACUGUUAGUAGAUGCCCGGUUUUCAUGCUUAAAAGGGCAGAAAAUCUCUGGGAAGGCCGUCAAGUAUGGAAUGUGAUUAAGUAUUCUGCUAGCACAUGUCUUGAUCUUUUAUAAUAAAAAGUUGAAAGCCUA